Messenger RNA from Habropoda laboriosa, 1764 nucleotides. Its product is annotated as CTD small phosphatase-like protein 2. The coding region runs from base 44 to 1720 and encodes 558 amino acids. The transcript has 8 exons. NCBI's taxonomy places the organism in Eukaryota, Metazoa, Arthropoda, Insecta, Hymenoptera, Apidae. Gene Ontology annotation, molecular function: phosphoprotein phosphatase activity. The record is from RefSeq and is a predicted model, not a curated record.
GCCUGUUAAUUGAGAGAUAUGGCCAUUUAGAUAUUCCUUUGAAAUGUGGUUACGAAGUGAACAUGUUAGUAGAAGACUACGUGGUCGUCUAAGUAUAAGUUGUGCAUCUGGGACCAAAAUAUCCAAUCAUAGGGUACAAAUCAACAGUUUAAGGAAACUUCCUUCUAUUAACAACAAUAGUCAUCGUAUCAACACACCAAAUAAAUGUGGCAGACUGACACGAUGGAGACGUAGAUGUACUCAUUUCCUGAAAGAGGCUUGUAAAGAAAAUGUUUUACGUUUUGCGAAAUCUACGCCUAGUAGACGAGAGAGAGGACCUCGUAGAAGAAAAUGCAUAAAACGGUCAAUGGUUACUUCAACUCCCUUACAUCGAACUUCUGCAAAAGAUGCAGUUAUUCCAGCAAAAUGUACAGCAGUAUCAAAAGUUUCUGAAGAAUCUAAGGAAAACUGGAAUACAACUACUUUAUCUCUAUAUUCAUCCAUACUAAACACAGAUUCAUGUUGUUCCUCCAUUACUACUGCAAAUGAUAUCAAAUCUUCAAUUCCGAGUGUAUCAUCACUAUCAAAUCUAAUGCCUCCAGCAUCUGUAAGAUCAAAUUCAGACCUUUCAUAUGUAUUAGAUGAUGAAGAAAACAAAACUAUUGAUACUGGUGCACUAUAUUAUACAGCUCUCUGUACACAAGCAGAAAUAUCUGAAGAAUGCCAUAGUUUAAUGCAUUCUACAUCCAUGUAUGGAACUCGUUCUUAUUCAUCAGAAAAGUAUUUUCCAAAUGGAAAAUACGCACUUAGCAACAACAAUGCAAGCAGCAGUAAUUUAUCAAAAAAUCAAUGUUCUGUUGACAGUCAUUCCACAAAAUAUGAGGCGGCCUUUGUCAAUACAAAGUACGGUACAUCAACCAUGUACAGUCUAAACCAUCAUCAUUCCCCAGAUACAAAUGGGAAUGUUACUGAAAAAUAUGAUUCCGAUGAUAUUGAGAGCGAUUACCAUGAUGUCGAAUACAUGGAAGUUGGAAGUGAGGAAAUAGUAGAAAGUUAUGAUAUGGAAAAUAUGGUUACUCAUGUUCAAGAAGAUUGGGAACCAUUUGAUCCUUAUGUCUUCAUUAAACAUUUACCACCUUUGACUCCAGCAAUGAGAGCCAGAUGCCCUGCUCUUCCGCUUAAAACACGCAGCAGCCCAGAAUUUAGUCUCGUGUUAGAUUUGGAUGAAACGUUAGUUCACUGUAGUUUGCAAGAACUUUCGGAUGCAGCAUUUCGUUUUCCAGUUGUCUUUCAAGAUGUAACAUACACAGUGUUUGUCAGAACACGGCCUUAUUUUCGCGAAUUUUUAGAACAUGUCUCGUCUUUAUAUGAAGUGAUCCUUUUUACCGCGAGUAAACGAGUUUAUGCAAACAAAUUAAUGAAUCUAUUAGAUCCGACACGAAAAUUGAUUAAGUAUCGACUGUUCCGAGAACACUGUGUUUGUGUAAAUGGAAAUUAUAUCAAGGAUCUAUCUAUACUGGGUAGAGAUUUAUCUAAAACUGUUAUUAUUGAUAAUAGUCCACAAGCAUUUGGAUAUCAGUUAGAAAACGGUAUACCUAUAGAAAGUUGGUUUGCUGAUCGUUCAGAUAAUGAACUAAUGAAAUUGUUACCUUUCUUAGAAAAUUUAGUAAAUUGGGGAGGAGAUGUUAGACCACGCAUUAGAGAACAAUUUCGACUCUUCAGUUUUCUACCACCAGAUUAAUUUAGUUAGUAAGCACAAAAUUAACAUUUUAAAAAUGCUAGCCU